This is a messenger RNA of Acyrthosiphon pisum (pea aphid), 885 nucleotides long. RefSeq lists its product as uncharacterized. The record is from RefSeq and is a predicted model, not a curated record. The transcript has a single exon. The annotation marks the transcript as partial. Gene Ontology annotation, molecular function: nucleic acid binding. Lineage: Eukaryota; Metazoa; Arthropoda; Insecta; Hemiptera; Aphididae.
AUGGUGGCAGGGACCACAUUGGUUAGGAAAUUUAGGAAAUCAAUCAUUACAAACCAGAACCAGGACCUGCCGGAGCAGCGCAAGAUUAAGCUAGCAUUGUUGGCAGUGAAUCCGCUAGGCAACCUUUUCCAGCACUAUUCCAAUUGGCGGAAUCUGCUAUGUGCAGUGGCAUGGAUUUCGAGGUUCCUAAGAUAUCUAAAGGCGAAAAAGAACUUGGAUGUGCCCAAAUAUCUAACCGUAUCUGAGCUUAAAUCAGCAGAGAUAACAGUGCUAAAGCAUGUACAGAAGGAGGUGUUUGCAAGAGAGAUGUUGGAACUGAAAAAGGGUAAUGAUGUAGGAAGAAAAAGCAAGCUAAAGGGACUUUCACCAUAUUUAGAAGACGGCCUAAUCUUAGUUGGUGGACGAUUAGGAUACGCCCAAAUCCCCGAGCGCCAAAAGCACCCAAUAGUUUUGCCUAAUGGUCAUAGAGUAUCGAAGCUAAUUUUCGAGAGUAAACAUCGGGAACUUCUACAUUGUGGGCCACAGUCACUGCUGGCUGACAUCAGACGUGUAUACUGGCCAAUUAAGGGACGGAUUACAGCACGAUCAGUCAUAUCAAAGUGUGUAAGAUGUGCUAGGGCAAAGCCACAAUUUGUACAGCCGCUAAUGGGACAACUGCCACGGCAAAGAGUAAAUGUCUCACCACCGUUCGCCGUAACAGGUGUUGACUUUGCAGGACCAUUAAUUGUCCGAAGUGGAGUACGUCGAAUUGUCGGAACAAAGGCCUGGAUAUCACUAUUUGUCUGUUUCUCAACUAGAGCUAUUCAUCUAGAGGUAGUAGAGAAUCUAUCCAGUGGUGCUUUUGUAGCAGCACUUAGGCGUUUCAUGGCACGAAGAGGACGUUGU